Nycticebus coucang (slow loris) is the source of this 3145-nucleotide messenger RNA. Its product is annotated as patched domain-containing protein 3. Bases 1 to 3039 code for a protein of 1012 amino acids. Gene Ontology annotation, cellular component: membrane. The transcript has 4 exons. The record is from RefSeq and is a predicted model, not a curated record. NCBI's taxonomy places the organism in Eukaryota, Metazoa, Chordata, Mammalia, Primates, Lorisidae.
AUGAGCCGCAGUCCCUCCAAAGUUGAGCAGGCCCGGCCGGAGGAGAGGCGGGAGGUGGCGGUGGGGCCCGAGUCUGCCUUGGAGUUGGAGCCAAAACAGCAGGUCGGUGCCAGCGCCGGGUCCAAGGUCUCGGUGCCGGAUCUGAAACGGGAAUCGGUGUUGAGUCGGGCUUUGGAGCAGCUCCCAGCGCGCGGACUGCUGCUAGACCCACCAGCGCAGCCGUCACAGCCACCGCAGCUGUCGCCGUCAUCAGAGCCACAGGCGAAGCCGUCCCAGCUGUCGCAGAUGUCAGGGGCGCAGGCGAAGCCAUCGCAGCUGUCACAGCCGUCAGAGUCACCCGCGCAGUUGUCGCAGCCAUCAGAGCCCCAGGCACAGCCCUCCCAGCUGGAGCAGCCCUCCCACCCACCGGCGCAGCCGUCGCAGACAGAGGCGCAGCCGUCGCAGCCCGCAGAGAGGAGCGUGUCACCCCUGCCCAGGCUGGAGGUCCGGCGCCGCAGGGGCCCCGGGCCGAGCGCCAGCCGCUGCCACACGGACUGCCUGGAGGCGCCGCUGUCCCGCGCCUUCGGACGGCUGGGCUGGGUGGUGGGCGCGCACCCCUGGAUCUUCCUGCUGUUGCCCAUGCUGCUGACGGCCGCGCUCGGCACCGGCUUGUUCUACCUGCCGGUGGGGAAAGACGAAGAUCUGGAGGAGCAGUACACGCCGAUUGGGGGCCCGGCCAAGGCCGAGCGGCGCUUUGUGCAGGGACAUUUCACCACCAACGACUCAUACCGCUUCUCUCCCUCCAGAAUAAGCGCCGAGGCCAAUUUCGCUUCCGUUCUGGUGGUCUCCAACUCGGACACGCUGCUGGAACAAGACAUCUUUGAAGAAGUGGCGAGGCUGGACAAGCAGGUGCGGUCUGUGCGCGUGCAGGUGAACGGGAGCUCGAGCCUGUACACGGAUGUGUGCGCCAAGUACAAGAACAUGUGCGUGCCCUCCAACCCGCUCCUCUACGCCUGGCAGAAGGACAAGGCGCUCAACCUGACAGCUGUCACCUUCCCCGGCUACGACCACGAAGGCCACCCCGUCUACCUGACCGGCUUCUUCGGAGGAAACGAGCUGGGGAGGAAGAUCGGCAAGAACCAAGUGCUGGAGGAGACCAAGGCCAUGCGGCUGCUGUACUUCCUCAAGACCGAGCUGCCGGAGGACCGGCUGAGGAGCAGGGAAUGGCUGACUCAUUUCCUGGACCAAUUUAACAAGAUAAAGAAAAAUCUGGACUUGAAGAAGACCCAGGUGGUCCACUUUACAUCACUUUCUAGACAACUGGAAUUUCAGGCAACUUCUAGGACAGUGAUCCCUUUGUUUCACUUGGCAUACGUUCUAAUCAUACUAUUUGCAAUCACAUCAUGCUUCAGGUUUGACUGUGUUCGAAACAAAAUGUGGACUGCAACCUUUGGAGUGAUUUCUACUUUCUUGGCAGUGGUGAGUGGCUUUGGCCUGCUGCUGCACAUGGGGGUGCCAUUUGUGAUCAUAGUUGCAAAUUCACCAUUUCUUAUUCUAGGUGUUGGAGUCGAUGACAUGUUUAUCAUGAUUUCUGCCUGGCAGAAGACCAACCUCGUGGAAACCAUACGAGAGCGUAUGUCCAAUGUCUACUCAAAGGUGGCAGUGUCCAUUACAAUCACCACACUCACCAACGUCCUGGCCUUCUAUACAGGGGUUAUGAGCUCUUUCAGGUCCGUACAAUACUUCUGCAUCUAUACAGGAACAACCCUGUUAUUUUGUUAUUUUUAUAACAUCACCUGUUUUGGAGCAUUUAUGGCCCUGGAUGGUAAAAGAGAAGAAGUCUGCCUACGCUGGUUGAAAAAGUCAGUGACUCCUGACCAAAAAUAUUCCUUAUUAAAAAAGUUCUGUUUCCCAUUUGGUUCUUUUGUAGAUGAAGAUGGAACUGACGUCCAUCCAAUGAAUUUGUUCUUUAGAGACUAUUUUGGCCCUUUUCUCACAACCACUGAGUCCAAGUUUUUUGUAGUGCUGAUAUACAUUUUGUACAUCUCAGGUAGUAUAUAUGGGUGUUUCCAAGUGCAGGAAGGUUUAGACCUUCGAAAUCUGGCAAGUGACGAUUCCUACAUCACACCGUAUUUUAAUGUAGAGGAACAAUAUUUUUCAGACUAUGGUCCCAGGGUUAUGGUUGUCGUUACUAAAAGUGUUAACUACUGGGAUGAAGAUGUUAGGCAAAAAUUGGAAAAAUGCAUAAGAAAUUUUGAAAACAAUGACUAUAUAGAUAGACAUCUUACAGAGUUUUGGUUAAAUGCAUAUGUGCAAUACUUAAAAGGUAACGGACAAGAUCCUAAUGAUAAGAAUGCUUUUAUAAAUGGUAUUUCUGGUUUUUUACAAUCUUUUCCAGGUUUUAAAUAUGAUAUUAAGAUUUCACCAUCAAAUGAAAUCAUUUCUUCCCGGGGCUUCAUUCAGACUAUGCAUGUUUCUUCCUCAAACAAUAAGAAGAUGAUGUUAGCCCAAAUACGAAGCAUAGCUGAAAAGUGUGAAGUUCCCCUAAUAGUGUAUAACCAUGCAUUCAUAUAUUUUGAUCAGUAUGCUGCAAUAGUAGAAAACACUAUUCGAAAUGUCAUGGUUGCAUCAGCAGCUAUGUUCAUUGUUUCCUUACUGUUAAUUCCUCAUCCAAUGUGUUCCUUGUGGGUAACUUUUGCUAUUGCUUCUGUGAUUGUGGGAGUAACAGGUUUCAUGGCAUUCUGGAAUGUCAAUCUUGAUUCCAUAUCCAUGAUUAAUCUUGUCAUUUGUAUAGGGUUUUCUUUUGAUUUUUCUGCACACAUUUCCUAUGCAUUUGUUUCCAGUACCCAGCCCACAGUAAACGAAAAAUCAAUUGAGGCAUUAUACCUGCUAGGCUACCCAGUGUUACAAAGUGCAGUUUCAACAAUAAUAGGGGUAUGUGUUUUAUCUGCAGCUAAAGCAUACAUCUUCAGGACAUUUUUUAAGAUUAUGUUUCUUGUUAUGGUAUUUGGGGCUGCUCAUGGCCUAAUUUUUAUUCCAGUAUUCUUAACCUUUUUUUGAAGGUUUGUUGCAUAUACACAACAAAUCAAAGACCAAUUAUAGAAUUUCUGAUUGCCCCAAUCCAAUCUGAUAAAAAAAAAUGCACAUUAAGAAUAGUCAAUAAACU